AUGUUCUCAGCAGAGGCCCCCCCCACAGCCCAGGGCUUGCUGGGACCCCCCUCCAGCCAAGCCUGCACCUUCAGCAGGGUGCCCGUCACGGCCUACGCCGACUGCUCGCAGCCCUUCCGGCUGGGCCAGCGCAGCUUCGGCCGGCAGUAUGCCCACGUCUACGCCGCCCGCCUGGCACAGAUGCGGCCCCUGCUGCAGCAGCGCGCACGCCGCAAGUGGGGGCCUGAGGUGGCCAUCAGGAAGCUCUGUGAGCUGCAUGUAGGAGAGAAGUGCUGCGUGGUGGGGACCCUCUUCAAGGCCAUGCAGCUGCAGCCCUCCAUCCUGCAGGAGAUCAGCGAGGAGCACAACCUGGUGCCUCAGCCACCCCUGCCCAAGUACAUCCACCCCUCUGACGAGCUGAUUCUGGAGGAUGAACUGCAGAGGACCAAGCUGGAAGGAGCUGUGGAGGUGCAGAGGCUGGUGACAGGGACCAUCUUUGCUGUGUAUGGCUCCGAGCAGGACAAUGGCAAGUUCCUGGUGGAGGAUCACUGCUUUGCUGACCUGCCCCAGCAGCUGCCCUGGGAAGGGCCCAGCUCAGACCAGUUUGUGCUGCUGGUGUCAGGACUGGGGCUGGGCAGUGGGAGUGGAGAGUCCCUGCUGGGCACCCAGCUGCUGGUGGAUGUGGUCACCGGGCAGCUGGGCGCGGAGGGCCAGCAGAGCUGUGCUGCCCGCAUCUCCCGCGUCAUCCUGGCUGGGAACCUGCUGAGCCAGAACACCCAGAGCAGGGACACCCUCAACAAGGCCAAGUACCUGACCAAGAAGACGCAGGCAGCAAGUGUGGAGGCUGUGAAGAUGCUGGAUGAGAUACUGCUGCAGCUUUGUAGCUCAGUGCCCGUGGACGUGAUGCCCGGUGAGUUUGACCCCACCAACUACACCCUGCCACAGCAGCCCCUGCACCACUGCAUGCUGCCCCUGUCCCGUGCCUACUCCACGCUGCAGCUGGUCACCAACCCCUACCAGGCCACCGUGGAGGGGGUCAGGUUUUUGGGGACCUCAGGCCAGAACAUCAGCGACAUCUUCAAGUACAGCAGCAUGGAUGACUACCUGGAGAUCCUGGAGUGGACGCUGCUGGCAGGACACAUCUGCCCCACAGCCCCAGACACACUGGGCUGUUACCCCUUCUACCAGUCCGACCCCUUCAUCCUCACCCACUGCCCCCACGUCUACUUCUGUGGCAACGCUCCCAGCUUCCAGUCCAAGCUGCUGGAAGGGGAGGCUGGGCAGAGGGUGCUGCUGGUGACGGUGCCAGCUUUCAGUGCCACACAGACCGCCUGCCUCAUCAACCUGCACAACCUCAGCUGCCAGCCCAUCAGCUUCUCUGGCUUUGGGGCCGAGGAGGACACUGGGAACGUGGAGCUUGGGCACUGA
Indicator indicator is the source of this 1407-nucleotide messenger RNA. RefSeq names its product DNA polymerase delta 2, accessory subunit (gene POLD2). Bases 1 to 1407 code for a protein of 468 amino acids. Gene Ontology annotation, biological process: DNA replication; DNA strand elongation involved in DNA replication. The transcript is spliced from 10 exons. Gene Ontology annotation, cellular component: delta DNA polymerase complex. Gene Ontology annotation, molecular function: DNA binding. Lineage: Eukaryota; Metazoa; Chordata; Aves; Piciformes; Indicatoridae. The record is from RefSeq and is a predicted model, not a curated record.